GAAAUGAAAUCGUUUACGUUUAGACCGCAGAAAAUCUUCGUUAACGUUAAAAUGGCUGCUUGCUAUGAUUUAACAGCACACUCCAAUUUUAACGUUUAACAGAAUCUGUAAACGAUCUAACAUAAACCAAAGCUUAUUUAUUUUAAAAACUGCUUUAAUGUUACUAUUUCCAAAUAUUUCAAUCGAAGCGGUAGAACAUUUUCGAUUAAUGUGAAAUUUAUUGUUACGAUGCCGCCUUGGUAUACAUAUAUAUGUAAUUGAACAGUUUUUCAUAUUCAAUUGAGAAAGUUCCUAAUAUAUUUACCUCUAGUGUAGACGGAAGUGUUGCCUAACAUGCAACUCUGCGCGUAGAGUACACGGUGAACACAGCCAGAGGUGAUCAGCUGGCUUAUUUGACAGCGCAAAGUUGCCGCCAAAAUACAAACAAAUUUUCGGUAGCUAACGUUUGCGAAACGCGUGUGAAUUUUUGAAAAAUCAAAUUAAAUGAUAUUAUUGUAGAAAAAAGUAACAGAUCUUUAUAUAUAGAUAUAUUGACAAUGUCUAAAGCAAAAACUGAUAAAAUGUCGUCCAAGGAUAGCGUCCAUGGUGAAAAUAGUGAAGAUUCGUGUGGUGAUGAUACAGCUAGCGUUAGCACCAAUAAUACUUCACGCAGUAAAUCGCCAACCGCGCGGCGUUCUCGUGGUCCAAAACGUAGCAAAAAACCAAAAGUACGAAAACCGGCAUACAAAUAUGAUUUCCAUGUAAAGGAAAAUCACGGACAAGCAAUUUUCGGUAUUAGUUUCAAUCAGUGGCUGGGUAAUGAUCAACCGCACAUUUUUGCUACAGCAGGUAGCAACAGAUGCACCGUUUAUGAAUGCCCACGACAAGGUGGCAUUAAAUUGCUCAUGUGCUACGCCGAUCCGGAUCCGGAUGAAGUAUUCUACACAUGUGCUUGGACAUACGAUAUAAAAACAUCUCUGCCAUUGCUGGCUACUGCUGGAUAUCGUGGUGUUAUUCGCGUUAUUGAUGUACAGAAGAAUGAGACUGUAGGUAACUACAUUGGCCACGGUCAAGCCAUUAACGAAUUGAAAUACCAUCCGCGGCAACCACAUCUGCUUUUAUCAGGCAGUAAGGAUCAUGCAAUACGCCUUUGGAAUACACAAACUCACGUUUGUAUAGCGAUUUUUGGUGGCGUAGAGGGCCAUCGCGAUGAAGUACUUUCUAUUGACUUCGAUUUUCGUGGCGAACGUAUCAUGUCCAGUGGCAUGGACCACUCACUUAAACUUUGGUGCAUUAAUACGGAAGAUUUUAAAGAAAAAAUCGAAUUUUCAAGCACAUUUAAUCCUAGUAAAUCUCAACGACCAUUCCCAACUAUAAUGCAACAUUUCCCCGAUUUUUCUACACGUGAUAUACAUCGUAAUUAUGUGGAUUGUGUGCAAUGGUUUGGCGAUUUCGUGCUGUCUAAAUCAUGCGAAAAUUCAAUCAUAUGCUGGAAACCCGGUCAAUUGCAUCAGAGCUUGUCACAACUAAAACCAAAUGACCCUUCAUGUACCAUUAUCGCAGAAUUCGAUUAUGAUGAAUGCGAAAUAUGGUUUGUACGUUUUGGUUUCAAUCCAUGCCACAAAAUAAUCGCAUUAGGAAAUCAACACGGAAAAGUGUAUGUGUGGGAGCUCGAUCCAAGCGAUCCAGGACAUACAAACACGAGUACUUUGAAUAAUUUAAAAUGCAAUUCGCCUGUGCGGCAAGUGGCAUUCUCGCGUGAUUCCAGUGUUUUAGUGUAUGUGUGUGAUGAUGGCACUGUUUGGCGAUGGAAUAAAACCAGUAUCGUGCAAAAAACGCCAUAAAUAUCUCGAUAAGUGGGAUUGUCGAUUGCGCAGUGUUCAGUGACUGCUGUUGUAGAGGCAAUUUAAAUAUUAUAAAAACUAACCAAAACGAAAAUGCCAAGUAAUAUAUACCAAACUGGAGUGAGAAUAAAUUUGUAGAUUUGCUGCAAAUAGGAAUUGAUAUAAAUAGGUUAAUAUAGAAUCAGUAGCAUAAGAUAUCACUUAGUAUUGUAGUUAAAUAAAAGAUUAUGCUGUGCGAUAACUUCGUAAAAAACUUAAUUGAUUUAAUAAUUACAAUAUUUUCAAUGAAAAUUAUUUUCGGAAAACGAAUAUCUAAAACUUAUAUUUCAUUUAUAAGCUUGAUAUUAAGAUUGUUAACUUUAAUAAUUGAGAUAUUUAAUAAAACCCAAACUAAUAUAAAAUGAUUAAGGAAAAUCUGU
This is a messenger RNA of Ceratitis capitata (Mediterranean fruit fly), 2242 nucleotides long. RefSeq names its product polycomb protein esc. The transcript is spliced from 4 exons. Gene Ontology annotation, biological process: negative regulation of transcription by RNA polymerase II. Gene Ontology annotation, molecular function: protein binding; nucleosome binding. The record is from RefSeq and is a predicted model, not a curated record. NCBI's taxonomy places the organism in Eukaryota, Metazoa, Arthropoda, Insecta, Diptera, Tephritidae. The coding region runs from base 537 to 1823 and encodes 428 amino acids. Gene Ontology annotation, cellular component: ESC/E(Z) complex.